UUCGCUCCGGAAGGGCCGCGCGGGGCGCAGGAUGAGCAGCGGCGGCGCAGGCGGCAAUGGCCGGGCGGCGGCUCUCUCCGCCCGGGGCUCCCGCAUCGCCGGCGGCGCCCGGGGCCUGCUGGACAAAGGCUUCGACUUGUACAUCGCGGACCCCUUCGACCGGGAGCGCAACCCGCGGGGCAUUUUGAAUUUGGGAACAAGUGAGAACAAACUUUGCUAUGAUUUAAUACAGGAAAGACUCACAAGAUCUGACAUGAACUAUCUGGAACCUCACCUUUUGCAAUAUUCUGAUCCACAAGGCAUUGAAAGCUUCAGAGAAGAAAUUGCCAAAUUUCUCACUGAGUAUGCCAAAGCUCCAAAAGCACUGAAUCCAGAGCAUAUAGUUGUUAUGAAUGGCUGUUCUGCUGUCUUUGCUACCCUUUCAACUGUAUUAUGUGAUCCUGGAGAUGGGUACCUUAUUCCUACUCCAUAUUAUGGUGGAAUAAAUUCAAAAACCUGGCUGUAUGGUGGAAUACAACCUGUCCAUGUGCCCUUGUUUAGUGAGGUGACUGACGAAGAAAGUCAUCCUUUUCAAUUAACAGUUGGAAAAUUAGAGGCUGCCCUACAGAGAGCUAAAGAACAGGGCAUCCGAGUCAGAGCAUUAAUCCUGAUCAACCCUCACAAUCCAUUAGGGGACAUUUACCCAGCACAGUUACUGAAAGAAUGUCUAGAGUUUGCGCACAGAUAUCAAUUACAUGUAAUAAUAGAUGAAAUAUAUAUGCUGUCUGUGUACGAUGAUACCACCUUCACCAGUAUUCUUAGCUUAGAUUGUUUACCAGAUCCAGAACGGACACAUUUUAUGUGGGGCUUUAGCAAGGAUUUUGGUAUGUGUGGUAUCAGAGUUGGAGUGUUGUACACCAGAAGUCAUGACAUUCGGAAAGCCGUGAAUCAACUGGCUGUUUUUCAUGGGUGUCCUGGGCCUGUUCAAUAUGUUCUGAGCCAGUUUCUUAGUGAUAGAGAUUGGCUGGAUAAUGUGUAUUUUCCUACCAACAAAAAAAGACUUAGAGAAGCACAAAAUAUUCUUGUGGAUGGUCUCACAGAGAUUGGAAUACCUGUUCUCAAAAGUUCAGGAGGAUUAUACGUAUGGGCAGACUUCAGAAAAUUCCUAAAAUCACAGACAUUUGAAGCUGAAAUGGAGUUAUGGUGGAAGUUCCUUGAUGAAAAACUCCUCAUUAGUCCUGGAAAAGCCUUUUGCUGUUAUGAGCCUGGAUGGUUUAGAAUGGUCUUCUCAGACUCUAUAGAUAAGAUUUACUUGGGUAUACAGAGACUUGAGCAAAUGCUGCAAACUGAAACUGCUGAACCAGUUGCAAACAAAACAUCUGCUGCAGAAGAUGAGUUAUCUAAUUCAGAAGACGAAACUUCAGUGAAUCACGCAAAUACACCAUUAGAUGAAGUUUCAGAAGCAUACUCAGAUAUGAAAAAAAUUGUUGUCUAUUAAAAUCUUAUAUGAAAUUGGAGACUAAACAAAACAUGAUAUAGCAUGCUUGUGUUUACUAAAAUUGUUACUUUGACUGUAAUACUAUAGGACAGUCUCAUUUCGCUGUAGCCUGUGGUUACUGAUUUGCAAGCUGGACUGCUAGAAUAUUAGUAACCUGGCCCCUAUCCUGACUUUAGCCUCUGUUCUGCAAAGCACUAACGCCCACUUUUUAAGCAUGCUGUUAAAUACCAUUAAAGUCAGUGGGUCUUAAGCAUAUGCUUAAGUGCUUUGUUGAUUAGGGUGGGUUUGCUUACUCAGGGCCUUAAUGAAUCUUGAACAAAAUAUUUUAUAUUAUGGAGUAUAUAUUUUAAUCAGAAGACUGAAAAUGUUGAACUAGCUGAUAUUGGUUGUCAAAUUUUACUAAAUUUGUCAGUAGACAGACAGACAUGUAUAUAUAAAAUCUAAAUGGGAGCUUUUUAUGAUGGUUAAAAUAAUUUGUACAUGAGCUUUCUGAAUAUGCACACCAGUGUAAAUACUUGUUUACAAAAUAUUCAUUUUUUUGUCUUUCAUGCUUCCUUUCAGAUGUGUAAAAAUGCUUAUAUGUGUAUUAUAUUUGCAUCUUUUUUUUGCAAAAACAUCAGUUUUUCUCAAAAUAUAAAUGUAAAGAAAUUUAGAAGUAUGUAGUAUGCAUUCAUUUUGACAGGUAGAUGUGUGUUGGACCAAUGUUUAGAUCUAUAUUUGUAGAUUUAAUUCAUAGCUUUAUUUAUUUUAGGAAUGGAAAGGGGGAAAAUUGAAAUUGCAAAAUCAGAAGCCUUCUCUUUUACAGGGAAUCUGAAUAUGAAAAAAAGGACUUUCCAUAGAAUUUACAGUACCAUUAUAGGUGGUGGUUGGCUUGCCACCUAUAUUUAGACAACCGUAACACUUUCCAUUCUAAAAUCCUGUCUUUAGUUGCCACCCUUGUGCCGCCCCUUCCUCCCGAGUCCCCACCCUAACACUGCCGCUUCCUCCUGAGGCCCCGCCCCCCACUUUUAAGCAUAGCCCUCCCACUUUUAAAGGGGGUGGGCAUGGUCCCCUAGCCGCCCCCCCCCCCAUGUUCCAGCACCCGUGGCUGGGGGGGAGAGGCAGAAGCGAACUUGAUCUUGGAUUCCCAAGAUGUAACAUUCCUCUGACUGCUACCUAUUAGCUGUGAAUCCCACUGGCAAAUGUUUCUUCACUUUCUACUGAGGGUCAACAUAACAGAAUUUCUGUUUUGGCUUUGUGUGUGUGGGGAGGGGAGGGAAGGGAAGUGACUGCUCUUAAAAAAUGUAAGAAAUUACAUUUUAAAAGAGACAUUAAAACAUUAAGGUUAUAAGGUCAAGUAGUCAAAAGUUAAGAAAUGCCAGAAUUAAGGCAACCUGUGCAGUCUUAAUGUAGCCCCCUUGUGCAUAUGCACUGUGGUUACAGACUACAUGAUCGUACGCUACUUUUCCACAGGACUCUGCCUCAUUCAGUGCACAAGAUGGAUAGUGCUCACUGCAUGGUUGCAGUAUAGGAGUAUUUAACUUUGCUUCUUUAAUGGUAGGGAUUUUUAUGUAAUACUAAUAUAAGUAGGCUUAGAAGGAUUAGAUUUUUAUAAGUAAAUGCCAGUAACUGUCAAUUUCAUGGUACACACACACACACAGACCAAUGAAAAAAUGUUCCCAUCAAUAGUAAUUGAAAUGUACAGAUAGGCAAAGUAAGAAAAAUGCAGCUUGAGAACAUACUAGAGUUUGAUUUAAGAAUAUUUAUUUUAUAAAUUUUAACAUGUGAUGACCAAGUUUUUAACAG
Mauremys reevesii (Reeves's turtle) is the source of this 3262-nucleotide messenger RNA. Its product is annotated as 1-aminocyclopropane-1-carboxylate synthase-like protein 1. NCBI's taxonomy places the organism in Eukaryota, Metazoa, Chordata, Testudines, Geoemydidae. Gene Ontology annotation, biological process: amino acid metabolic process; biosynthetic process. The transcript has 14 exons. Bases 32 to 1477 code for a protein of 481 amino acids. Gene Ontology annotation, molecular function: transaminase activity; pyridoxal phosphate binding. The record is from RefSeq and is a predicted model, not a curated record.